UUGUAAGUACCAAGCAUCUAAACGGGAGUGGAACAUAUCAUUUUAUCCAGAUGAUGAUGUGUUCAAGUGUUCUUGCAAGAAGAUGGAGUCAUUUGGCCUCCCAUGCGAGCAUAUUAUUGCACUAUUGUUUUUUUUUUUUUGAUGUUGCAGAAUUGUCGAAGACUCUGGUAGCACCUAGGUGUACAAAGAAUGCGAAGGAAGUAGUAUGUAGCACAAAUAAGCCUCUUCCAAAAUAUUGGGAUUCACAUAAGUCGUCUAGAUAUUCUGCUCUUUUGUUUCGAUAUAUGCGUUUGAGCAAAUUAGCAAGUGAGAGUGGUGAUGAUUUCGAUGAUCAUAUGGAGCAAGCUGCUGCUGAUAUUCAGAAAUUGGAAACAAAGAUGGGUUUACAUGAUGGCGGAGCCACUGAUUCAAGUCAAAGUGACCAUGAGAUAUUGAGGGAUCCUGCUCCGGUAAGAAGUAAAGGAUGUGCUGCUUUAGCUUCGUCACGUACUCGGAAGAAAAGGAAGCGAACUCGGUGUUCUACUUGUGGAGAAGUCGGGCAUAAUAAACAAACGUGUCCAAUACAUCGACAUCAUGCUAACACGACACAUUCACCACAUGUAGAUCAUCACAACAAUGACUUCAGUGACAACUCUUUGUAUGAUGAUCUUGACUGAAUUGUAAAAGUGCAUUUGCGAAAGAAGUGUGAAAAGUGAUGCACCUUGUGUGGUUGAUGAGGCAUGCAUGUGAGUCAACAUGGAUCCUUUCAAGAGACCAAUCAUCAGAGAAUUUGUUGAAUGGCUAAAUAAAGAAUGUUCAUAGAAAUAACAACUAGAGAAGAGGAACAUUUGUGAUUCGAUAAAAUACGUG
Messenger RNA from Medicago truncatula (barrel medic), 849 nucleotides. RefSeq lists its product as uncharacterized. Gene Ontology annotation, molecular function: nucleic acid binding; zinc ion binding. The record is from RefSeq and is a predicted model, not a curated record. The transcript has 3 exons. NCBI's taxonomy places the organism in Eukaryota, Viridiplantae, Streptophyta, Magnoliopsida, Fabales, Fabaceae. Bases 51 to 656 code for a protein of 201 amino acids.